Molecule: messenger RNA, 1545 nt
Organism: Juglans microcarpa x Juglans regia
Lineage: Eukaryota; Viridiplantae; Streptophyta; Magnoliopsida; Fagales; Juglandaceae
Product: putative cysteine-rich receptor-like protein kinase 35
Exons: 8
Coding region: 1-1545 (514 amino acids)
Biological process (GO): protein phosphorylation; carbohydrate metabolic process
Molecular function (GO): protein kinase activity; ATP binding
Source: RefSeq, a predicted model, not a curated record
AUGCAGAGAAACUUGAAUUGGCUGAAUAUUUAUGCUUAUAACUACAAUGCGCGCUCUCAGGCAAACAUUACGCAACCUCGUGCAGCUUUGUAUCAUCCUACGAGCGAGAUUAAUACCGAUUUUGGCAUGAGGGCAUGGAUUGCUAGGGGACUAUCUGCUAAAAAGUUGGUCACGGGGUUGCCUUUCUUUGGCUAUGCGUGGGCGCUUAAGAAUCCCCAGGACAAUGCUAUAGGCGCACUGGCCACUUUUCCAGCCACUGGCCCUGCGAUUUCCACUCAAGGAAUCGUGGCCUACAAAGAUAUCAAACAACUUUAUAUCCAGAGAUAUGGGGUUGCUUUCAUGUAUGAUGCUACAUAUGUGAUGAAUUAUUGCUUAGUUGGAUCAACUUUUAUUAGUUUUGAUGAUGUUGAGGCUAUAAAAAAUAAGGUUUCCUAUGCCAAGGAGAUGGGGCUGCUAGGUUACUAUGCCAUGCAUGUCGCCAACGAUGUCGAUUGGGUGCUUUCUCUAACUGCAGAUUCAGCUCAAACGGUUGAUAUUAACGAGGAUCCUAAGGUUGAGCAUUUUGGUUCCAACAGCUACUAUAUUUAUUCUCCUCGUAGUCUUCUCAACGUGUUAUUUAAGGAAGAGAAGGCUGAAAUCAAAAGUUAUACAGAUAUUGAGAAGGCUACAAAAGGAUUUUCAAUUGAAAAUAAGCUAGGAGAGGGUGGUUUUGGUCCUAUUUACAAGGGUGUAUUAGCAAAUGGACAGGAAAUAACAGUGAAAUUACUUUCCAAAGGCUCUAAACAGGGAUUUGAGGAGUUCAAGAAUGAAGUUAUACUGACAGCAAAACUGCAGCAUGUUAAUCUUGUGAGGGUUUUGGGAUUUUGCGUCGAAAGGGAUGAACAAAUGCUGAUUUAUGAGUACAUGCCUAACAAAAGCUUGGACUUGUACCUCUUUGACCUUACCAGACGAUUGCUUUUGGAUUGGAAUGAACGUGUUCAUAUCAUUGGAGGGAUUACUGAUGGACUUCUGUAUCUCCAAGAAUACUCAAGAUUCACUAUUAUCCAUCGAGACUCAAAAGCUAGCAACAUUUUACUUGACAACAAGAUGAAGCCUAAGAUAUCAGAUUUUGGCAUGGCUAAAAUUUUCACAAAAGAUGAACAUGAAGCAAACACGGGUCGGGUUGUUGGAACGUAUGGUUACAUUCCUCCUGAAUAUAUUAGACGAGGCUUGUACUCUGUUAAAUCCGAUGUCUACAGCUUUGGAGUUCUGCUACUACAGAUCAUAAGUGGCCAGAAGAAUGCGGCCAGUUGUAAUAAUGAUCUGACUGAAAAUUUAACCCUUCUAGAAUAUGCAUAUGACCUGUGGAAAUCUGGAAAAGGCAUGGAGUUCAUGGACCCGUCUUUGGAUGAUACACAUUCAUCAUGCGAAAUUGCUGCUCUUGCAAUCCCAAAAAAGCCAGCAUAUUCAAAAGGAAAUGAAGAUGAGGAAAAGAAAUCUGAAUGGCAGCAAGAAUAUUGUUCCAUCAAUGAUAUAACAAUCUCUGAAAUGCUAGCUCGAUCAUAA